This is a messenger RNA of Bolinopsis microptera, 2744 nucleotides long. Its product is annotated as putative phospholipase B-like 2. The transcript is spliced from 3 exons. NCBI's taxonomy places the organism in Eukaryota, Metazoa, Ctenophora, Tentaculata, Lobata, Bolinopsidae. The record is from RefSeq and is a predicted model, not a curated record. Gene Ontology annotation, cellular component: extracellular region. Bases 14 to 1678 code for a protein of 554 amino acids. Gene Ontology annotation, molecular function: glycerophospholipase activity. Gene Ontology annotation, biological process: phospholipid catabolic process.
CAUAUUGCAGGGCAUGUUGAUUGGCGCAUUGUGCGCUGCACUUUUAUCAGUGGUGAUAUCUCACCAAACUGUGUAUGUAACUGAGGGAAAUCAAGUCCUGUCCCAUAAACCUCAUGGAGAUUUCAUUGCAUUUGUUGAAUUCAAUGACUCUCUUGGAUCCACUGGUUGGACAAGUUUGACAAUCAUAACCAAUGGUUCUUAUCCUGAUGCUGACCAGGCCCAUGCAGCUGGUGUUGGGGAAGGCUAUGCCACCGCAGAGAGGAUCUUACAAAGUUGGGUGAAUACAAUGUCUACUUAUUGCAAGGAAGCAACUGAAUUCUGCAACAAACUCGAUGAAUUUGUUUAUGAAAAUCAGUACUGGAUGAACUAUAAGAUAGAUAAAAUGGCAGGUGUGUCAAAUUAUUGGUACCAUGUUCGUGUUCUCAGCAGACAGAUUCAAGGUCUGUAUGACGGAUUUAACAUGGUGUAUCCAGGCAGGCUACAACUUCGUGACUUUUAUCUCAUGAAUCUCAGUGGUGAUCUUGAGGAUUUGGAACAGGCACUGGGUGGCGGAUUAAAAGAAGUUCGUGCAAGAAAACGUGACAAAGUUGAAAGGGCACACAUGCUUGGAACUGGGUCAUGUUCAGCUUUAGUUAAAUGGUUGCCUCAUGAACUGCUGACAUCCCACAUCACAUGGAAUAGUUACCAAAGUAUGAUCAGGAUUGCUAAGAACUAUAUCUUUAACUUUAGAAAAGGUCCAGAAGAUAUGAGCAGCAGAAUUCCAGGUAAACGGCAGGUUUUCACAUCCUAUCCUGGUUAUGUGAGUAGUGGUGAUGAUUACUCACUUCUAAGUUCUGGAUUACUGUCUAUGGAAACUACUAUAGGCAAUAGCAAUGCAUCACUUUGGGAGUUUGUAAAACCGAAGGGGAGUGUUCCUGAGUUCAUGAGGAGUGUCAUUGCCAACAGAUUGGCAUCUUCUGGCAAAGAAUGGGCAGACACAUUCAAGCAGUACAAUUCUGGUACAUACAACAACCAAUGGAUGAUUAUUGACUACAACAAGUUUGACCCAACUGCCAAAUCUCUAAGUGACGGCACACUAUGGGUCCUUGAACAAAUUCCUGGUUACGUUACAUCAGCUGAUCAAACUGAUGUUCUAAGACAACAAAAGUACUGGUCAAGCUACAACACUCCGUUUUAUCCAGACAUAUUCAAGAUGUCAGGAUGUCAGGUAUCUGUUGAUAAAUAUGGUCCCAUGUUUGCUUAUGACACCACUCCAAGAGCAUUGAUUUUCAAAAGAGAUCAGCACAAAGUUGUUGAUAUGGAAACACUGUAUGAUCUUAUGAGAUACAAUGAUUACAAAAACGACCCCCUCUCAAAGUGUGAUUGUGAGCCACCUUACACUGCUGAAAAUUCAAUUGCUGCAAGAAGUGACCUUAACCCUGCUAAUGGGACUUACCUUCUCCCGUUUUUGGGUCACAGACUUCAUGGUGCAACAGACUACAAGGGCACCAAUGCUGAGAUGAUGAAGUCAUUGAGUUUCCGUGCAGCAGCAGGACCUACAGCUGAGCAACAACCUCCCUUCAGAUGGUCCACGUCUGACUGGUCGGAUGUACCGCAUGUUGGGAUGAACGAUUUACAGCACUUCUCUGAAAUCACUGUGUCAUUUGAGGAGGACAGUGCUGCUGUUGUGGACUUUUGAUGAAUGUGUUUGAUUUUUUAGAUCUGGUUUUCUGCCUCUAGUUAUAUGAAUGAAAACCAAGACUUUGUCUUUAAGGCUAAAAUUAAUUUUGUUUGAAUAAUUGAUACAUGAUUAUUUUUUUGAUUUUUUAUUCAUUUCUAUGGUUUAGGGUAUUUUUUGAAGUUAAAAUUAUUUUUCAGGUUUUAUAAUUAUAGGUUUAAUUCUUGCUUUAUUUUUGAAAGGAGUAAUAAGUGUAUUCUUUCAAGUUUUUCAGUAAGUCACUUGACUUGAUUUCGAAUCAAAACAUUUUAUUCUUAAGAUCUUGCUCGAUUCAAGCAAGUACUUUGUUAAAUGAUGUCUAAACUUUCGUUUCAUCACACCUGUAUUUUAUGGUUUUUCUAAAUUUCCCAAAUUUCUCAUCGUUUUUUGUCCAUAUUCUGAUUCCUUUUAUAGUUAGAAAAUUAAUGUCUUCUACUCUCUACAUCUAGAAAUUGAGUUUGACCCCCUUCAUAAGGCAUUACUUGUUGCAAUUAUCUAUUCUUCAUCAACAAUAUGCAACCCAACUUUCUUUACCAUUUAGUUAGAAUGGAUGGAUUUCUGAUAUUAACGACUGAAAUAAAUGUGAGAACUGGACCUACCACUGUCGGUAAGGAGGGGAGUAACCCAGAUCUGAUGGAGAAACUGGGUGCCACUCUUAAACGAUCAAAUUCUGCUCUUGGAAAGACAUUUUGGGAGUCUCCAAAUGACAUAAAUGAAGUCAUGCAGAUUGCAAAACGGUUGGGUUAUAAGUUGGGGAGUACGACAGGUUUAGGUCAGACUUUCAUUGUUGUCAUGGAACUGAGCCAAACUUCGUGAUCAUUUUGAACUUUUUACGAAAUAACUGUUAUGUUUCUUUUUAUAAAAUUUCUUAAAAAUCUCUCGAUCAUUUCCUUUUUGUAUAAUAAUAUGGUUUAUGUCAGAAGUUUUUGUACGAUACAGCAAUAACUGUAUCUUUUUUAACUGAUAGUUUUUAAGAAAAAUGUUGUCGCAAAUAUUAUAAUUUCAUUUUAUAUAACAUUUUAUAUAACAUUUUAUUCUGAUAGACUUA